Messenger RNA from Pantherophis guttatus, 3496 nucleotides. The record is from RefSeq and is a predicted model, not a curated record. NCBI's taxonomy places the organism in Eukaryota, Metazoa, Chordata, Lepidosauria, Squamata, Colubridae.
GCCACGAGUCUCACUUUUUCCUUGGAGGAUCGCCGCUGGAUCCCUCGGGAGAGGCUUCUGGGUCCGGCUCGGGGCAGGUGGGGCUGCUUUCCCUCCGAUCUCCAGGCUGCCCCUGCUAGGAGAUCUUCUCUCCGCCCGGAGGAAGGGCUAGGAAGAUCUCCUCCGGGAGAUCCGGCUCUGGCGUUGCCUGCAGGGAACGGAUCCCUGCCUUCCCUCCAGGGGAGCAAAGGAGGCUCCGUCUCCGGGCUGGAUCUGAUUCUGCCCCCUCCUCGCCCGGCCAAGGCUGCCCUGGGAGCUCCGGUUGGAUCCGGGAAGGAGCUUUGGCAGGAAAACAACUGUGACCAAAGAUUUACUUUCAAGUUACCCAUAACUCUGAAUAAUGACUGAACCAAAUGCUUACUCUGAAAAAAUAAACAGAGUGAACACAAGAGCCUUCACCAGGGAAAUGGCUGCACAACUGACACCCAAAGGUGCCACAACAAGAGCCACAUCAACUGAGAAUGAGCAGGAUAGAGGAGAUGAACUAAGACUGUCCAUACUGAGGUUAAUAGAGGCGUCCGCCAGCGAAGAAUGUCUUAUCGCUAACCUCCAAAACCUUGUAAGCCAAGGAACAACUAUCGAAGCCCCAGCGAUGAUUCAAGAAAUCACCACUUCAGUAAAGGAUAGGCUACCUCAAUCGGACGACCCAGAGCAAGCCGAAUCCGUUCCCGCGCUUUUUCUCCGGCGGCCAUCUUGGAAUGGCCAACAACCAAUAGAAAGCCGGAAUUCAAACUUAACGACGCGAAUCACCCAGAACCCUAAAACAAACAGGGGACACCCUGAAAACAACUAUGAAAAACAAAUACAAGGCAACAGGAGCUCGCCUACUGAGUUCGAGAUAGAAAAAGCCAUCGAGACUCUAGUGGCAGCCUUCGGCUCCGCGUUCAAGCCUCCCGCGCAAAUCACAAACUACAAAAGGAACCCCGAAAGCCAAAAACACACCAGAAUGACUGCCGGCAACGAAACACCGACCCCAUCACUACCUAGAGAAGAGAUACACUACCGCGAAGAGAAAAAAACACCGACCGCCUACAAAUCAACUACGCGGCAGGACUCGAACUCACCACCCCUACUACUGCCGGACCGAGACCCAAGAAAAGAAAACCAAAUCAGCAACUCACCCAUUCUACGACCUCCACCGGGCUUCUCUGCCCAUCCAGGGGCCAGCAUCCGUGGACCGGGAUUUGCCGCCGCCGCAGAAACACUGAGCUCCGAUGGUCCUCAUUCAACAACCGCCAUGCCGCCACGCCUUCUGCCGAUCUUCACCGGGGAUCCAGCCGCCCAGCAGCAACUCCCCGCGUCCAGCGUGGAGUCCAGGUGUGCAAGGGGUGAAUCCAACAUCCCAUUGACAGGCCUACGCCUAGGCCUGGGAGCCGCGGCCGCGAGCUCCUCACCCGACGACUUCCAGCGCGAAAUGAGCUUCGCGCAUGCUCAGUCCUCACCUGCAAAGAGAGAAGAAAAAAAAAUGACUGACAGGGUUUUUUGCAUUCACUUAAGCAUCCCAUUGCCCUACCGUGAAUUCACUCACAUUCUAGGCCAUGGACAGCUACCCUCAGAAAGUAAUUAUUCUAACAAUUUUGGAACACUACCUAUUAAUUUCCCAAAAUUACAAAUAGAUGGAGAAAACCUUUUAGAAUGGAGCCAGCAGUUACAACUUAUUUUUAUGAGAGAAAAUGUACUUUUCUUAAUUUCUGAACCUCCAAAAAAGCCUUGGUCAUUUGAGAUUGAUUGUCUCCACCGCAAGGCAUUCUGUCUAUUGUUAACUAGUAUACCACCCCUUAUGUACCCUACCAUAGGUAACAACCUAACUGUGUACGAAGUUAUGCAAAAAAUAUACAGUUUAUUCUACAGUCAAAGCAGAGCAACCACAACUAGAAUAUCCAGACAAUUUCACUCUGCCAGACUCAGGCCAGGGGUCCCCAUGAGCGAACACAUAUUGAAACUUAACGCUACCCGGGCUGAACUACUGCAAAGGGGGGAGAUAAUAACUGAAGAGAGCAUGAUGAGUAUUAUUAUAAAUUCAUUGGACUCUAGCUGGGACAACUUUGUAACUCAAUUAGAUAGCCUAACCAUGGAACAGAUAUCCCUGAGCACACUCACAAAUCACUUGAUUGCGGAAGAUAACCUGAGAAGAGACCGCCGUCUAUCUAGAAGAGAACCCAGGCCUGUAAAAAGAGUCGAAUUGCAAGAUAGGAUAAGGAAUACCCAGGAAUGCUUUUCUUGCGGUUCUAGGAACCAUUUAAAAAGGAAUUGUCCCAGGAACCACAGAAACAAAGGGUACACUGAUCGCAGGGAGAGACCUGAGCCCGGAAGGAGGCACCAAGGGGGACGCUCACCAGAUAACAGAACGUUUAGGGAAAGAGAGCGUGGGUGUUCUCCCAGCACCAGGAGAAAUAAUGAACAUAGAGACAGUUCACGAGAUAGACACACAGAAUCAAUGUACGGCUUUAAACACGAGGACACAAACACCAGGCAAAGAACCAGGAUGGAUUUGAUUUAAAUCGAGUUGAUUUAAAUCACAAUUUAAAUCCUGAUUUAAAUCACUAGUAAAAAGGCUUGAUUUAAAUCAACUCGAUUUAAAUCAUAAUUUUUAAAGAGCAACUGUCAUCUCUGCUACUCCUUUGACCCACUGUUGACUCACCGAUAGUCCCAGUGUUGCAGAAUAUGCAGCCUCAUGCUACAUAACUAAGCUCCAUUUCAUGCUGAAUAAACUAAAUUAUUUAUGUAUCUUAAAUAGAAAACCAUCUUACGAUAGAUUUUUACCCCAAAAGUUUUUUAUUAAAAUAAAUUCGAUAAAAAUAAAAAAAAAUCCAAUUUAAAUCAAAAAAAUCCAAUUUAAAUAAAAAAAAUCUGAUUUUUUUUUUCACCCUGCAAAGAACAUACGAGAACAUGUGGCUCCUAGACUCAGGAGCCACUAACCAUACCACACAUGACCCAAGAUUAUUCACCACUCUUACAGAGACAGAUUUUGAGAUCAGAGUAGCCAACCAAAGCAGGGCUAAAGUAAUAGAUAAAGGAAGCAUACAUAUCCCAGGAAUAGAAGAAAUAGAGGGGGUAUUACAUGUGCCAGAGAUUCCAUACAACGUGCUGGCAACCACAAAGCUCACACAAGACACAAACACCGAAGUGAUAUUUAAGGAACGCAGAGUAUAUAUAUCCAUCAGGGGGAAAACAUUGGGGAAGUAAUCAUACACGACGGGCUACCUUACUUUACGCCCAAAGAAAAUAAGGAGGGAAGCGUUAACAUAAACGCUGUUGAUGAGGCAGAAGGAAACAGAAAAACAGAGGGAACAACCAACUGUAAUUUACCAAGUAAAAGUAAAAUAUCUGUAGGCAAACCCUUACACAACAAUUGUGCUCGCCUUCUCCAUAGAAAACUAGGGCAUAUCAGUUUCCCAGUUGUCAAGAAAAUGUUGGAAUGCGCUGAGGGUUUAAAAGUAAAAAGUUGUGAAAAUUA